AUGUCGUCUAGUGAGCCACGAUUCUUAGUUUUCAUCCCUUCUGGAAAAGUUCAACCUCCAGAUGACCCAGACGAGACUGAGCCAGCAGAAGCACAGAUCGUAUUCCAAAGCAUACGAGCUUUGAGCAGAGCCGGACCCCCUCCGAAUUCCCCACAGUCAGAAGCUGUGGAGACUGGCCGGGUAUGCAAUAUGCAAUACGCCAUAUUUAUGCAUGCUGCUCGCUCUAUUCCAUCAAUCCAUCUAACGGACCAUGGCAGCAUGCUUUGGCCUUACCGAGUUCUCUGGCCAUGGAUGCAAAACUGGGUUCGGUUUGUUGAAGUUGUAACUUGUGAAUUCCACACCAACCCCCAUUCUUGCAUCCAAGUUCUGAACAACGCCCCCACUCCUGAUCACCACCAUUCAUCCAAGUACAUACUCGUAGAUACCCAAUACAGAGAGCAUGUUGCACCGCUGGCUUGUUCCACGCAGUACGGAAAGGAUUUUGGAGACAAAAACGUUGGAGGUGAAGUGCAGCGUCAGGCCACAUGCCCUUUUAUGUCAACUGGGGCGUCAAUUCCUAAGGUCGUUUCGACCAGCGAGUCGGCCAAUUUUUGCAGGUCGUCUCGGAGAAUUUGA
Messenger RNA from Histoplasma mississippiense, 615 nucleotides. RefSeq lists its product with no specific name. Bases 1 to 615 code for a protein of 204 amino acids. The transcript is spliced from 2 exons. The record is from RefSeq and is a predicted model, not a curated record. Lineage: Eukaryota; Fungi; Ascomycota; Eurotiomycetes; Onygenales; Ajellomycetaceae.